AGGAACUGCACUCUUCCACGAGCUGUGGUCGAUGGUUGCUCGUCAUUUCACGUCGCCAUGGGUGUCACUGGUCUCUGGACCGUUCUUCAGCCCUGCGCGCGACCUAUCAGAAUCGAAACGUUGAACAAGAAGCGUCUUGCUGUAGAUGCCUCCAUCUGGAUCUAUCAGUUUCUCAAAGCCGUCCGCGAUAAGGAAGGCAAUGCCCUGCGCAACAGCCAUAUCGUUGGCUUCUUUCGACGAAUAUGCAAACUUCUCUUCUUCGGGAUCAAGCCAGUAUUUGUAUUCGACGGCGGCGCACCAGUGCUGAAGCGACAGACGAUCAGUAACCGUAAAUCGAGACGUGAAGGCCGACGCGAGGAUGCUGUCCGAACAGCUGGGAAGUUGUUGGCAAUACAAAUGCAGCGCGCAGCUGAGGAGGAGGAGAAAAGGAGGAAAGAGACAGCUCGGGAACGCCGCAAUGAACCCGAGGAAGAGAUACCAGAGAAUCUAGUAUAUGCCGAGGAGGUCGCGCAAACGGAACAAGAACGGCUUGCCAAUCGCACUUUCAAGAGGAAAGAUCAAUAUCAUCUACCUGAUCUUGGAACCUCUAUUGCGGAGAUGGGUGGACAAAAUGACCCCAGGAUCAUGUCACUGGAAGAACUCGAAGAGUAUGCCAGACAGUUCGAUCGAGGAGAGGACAUCAAUGUCUACGACUUCUCUAAGAUCGAUUUCGAUAGUCCCUUCUUUGUGAGCCUACCCGCUUCUGACCGAUACAACAUCCUCAAUGCCGCUCGAUUGAGGAGUCGGUUGAGGAUGGGAUACUCAAAAGAACAGCUAGAUAUUAUGUUUCCAGACAGAAUGGCGUUCUCGAAAUUUCAGAUUGAGCGAGUCCGGGAACGAAAUGAACUGACACAGCGAUUGAUGAAUCUUAAUGGCAUGUCAGAUGAUGCAAUGUUUGGGAACAAUGCUGUAAAUCGCGUCGCUGGCGAGAAGGGCAGAGAAUAUGUACUUGUCAAAAAUGACGGUGUGGAGGGCGGAUGGGCCUUGGGAGUAGUAACCAACAAAGAUGAAGGUAAAGCAGACAAGCCUAUAGACGUGGAUCGAAGUUCACCACCCGAAUUUAAGGAAGAAGAUUGGGAGGAUGAGGAUGAUUUUGAAGAUGUUCCAAUCGAAGGUCUCAACAGACUACCAAAGCCUAAAGCUGGUGCAUCAGAGAAAGACAAAGAGGGUCGGGAGUUCAUUUCCAGAGAACUGGCGAAGCGCAGGCAGCGAUUCUACCAAUCAAGAAAGAGGGGAUCCACAAAGCCUAAGCCAAGGAGAGUCGAACAGCCCGAACAAGAUCCCGAUUCUCUCUUUCUUGCAGACGAGACACAAGCGGCGGAAUGGGAGCAUGUGCCAGAUGACAAUGAAGACGACCUUUUCGAAGAAGCCGGCGACAGUGAGGAGGAUGAGCAGCUGAAGAAAGCCAUUGCGCUAUCUCUCGGCCAGCAGGACGGAGAGCCAGCAGAUCAAUCAAAUGAUUCAGAAGAGGAUAUAUAUGGAGAAGUCUUCCAGCAAGAACGAGUUGAAGAACCCGCUCCUUUUUCUGGCAAAGGUUCGGGCCUAGCCAUCGCAAGAAUGGCAAAUCAGCGGAGUAGUAAACUUGCCCCAACAGGUCCAUUCAACGGGAGCGAUAGUGAGGAUGAUGACAUGGAUCUGCAAGCUGCAUUGGCAGAAUCGAGGAGAUCGAAGAGAACCACUUCUGCGAAGCGACGAAGCUCAAGAUCGCCGGUCGCAGUACACUCACCAACGCCCAAGCCAGCCCACAAGCCCACGAAUGCUCCUGGUUUCGACGGACCCUUGCCAUUUGAAAGGCUCAAUCUUGGGAACUCCAUACUUGGAAAAAAGAAGAUGGAAAAGAUAGAGCAAGAGACUGCCGGCGGCUUCGAGAAAAAGCAAGAGCAGGGAAAGAAAGAGAAGGCUGAGCCACUUCCACCUUGGUUCCAAGGUGAACGGGAUAUGAGAGAUGAUUUGACUGCACAGAGGGAAGAGGAACGGCAAAGCUGGGAACAAGCACGCAAAGAAGAAGAGACACACUUUCAAUUUCAGGAAGUCCCACGACUGAGAAAACAGGACACUCGUGAGGUCAUAGACCUUGACGGCCCAUCGUCUCAUGAAACGCAAAGAGAGCCUAUCACGAUACAGUCAGAUGGAGAGGAAGAUAUCGAAGCUGUGAUCACUGUCGAUCCAAACGUUCGCAUGGGUGAUCUGGCUGAAAAGGUCCGAGCUGAACCACCGAAACCAUCGCCAGAGGCCCCGAAGAUUCAGCCCACUCAACCAUUCGAACAAGAGUCGGAUGACGAACCAAUCGACUGGUCUGAAAGCGAGCCAGAUCUUGACAGGUCUCUACGUCAGCAAUCAAAGUCAACCGGUAACGUCACCGAGCUUGAAGCGGCGGGUGCAAAGUCACCAUCCCCCGUGUUUGAAGAUGUACCUAUUGGAGAAGGGAGAAACGAUGUUGAGCUUCCGAAAUCCCCGUCGCCCGAAUUUGAGGAUGUUCCUCUUCAAGCCAACUUGACUCAGCUUCCGAGGCGUGAGCCAUCCCCCAUAGAGCUGCAAGGUGCUGUAGAUCUUGAGGUUGCGGUUGUUCCUCCGCGAGAUGGACUUGCCGACGACAAUGCACCAUUGGAGCUUCCUGACGAUGAGUCCGACCAAUACUCGGACCCAGAAGACGCGGAGCUCUUCGCGUCUCUAGCUGCAGAAGCUGAAGAACAUGCACGAUUUGCGCAGGAGCUCAACAACGCCCAGACCACGCGGAUCGACUUCAACGAGGAAUUAAAGCAACUUCGCGCUCAACAAAAGAAAGAUCGCAGGGAUGCCGACGAAGUCACACAAACAAUGAUCGCUGAGUGCCAGCAUCUGUUAACACUCUUCGGCCUACCUUACAUCACAGCACCUAUGGAAGCCGAAGCUCAAUGCGCGGAGCUCGUACACCUCGGCCUCGUCGACGGUAUUGUCACCGACGAUUCCGAUACCUUCCUUUUCGGCGGCACGCGUGUCUACAAGAACAUGUUCAAUGCCGCCAAAUUCGUAGAAUGUUAUCUUGCCAACGACCUAGCCUCGGAAUUCUCUCUCACCCGCGACAAGCUCAUUGCGAUCGCCCAACUGCUUGGCUCCGAUUACACUACCGGGAUCUCUGGCAUCGGACCGGUGACUGCUCUCGAGAUCCUCUCCGAGUUUGGCACCCUACAGGCCUUCAAGGACUGGUGGACCGGCGUCCAGGAUGGCAGCAUCUCCAAGGAAGCAGAUAAGGGCUCCCAAUUUCGUCGCCGGUUCCGCCGCUCACAGGGCACCAAGCUCUUCCUCCCGCCUACUUUUCCAGACUUCAACGUCACCGAGGCGUACCUUAAGCCCGAUGUCGACAGCGACCCACAGCCCUUUCAAUGGGGUGUGCCUGACCUUGCCGCCUUGCGCACAUUUCUCAGUUCCCAGAUCGGCUGGAGUUGGGAGCGCACCGAUGAGGUACUGGUGCCAGUCAUCAAGGACAUGAACAAAAGGGAGAAGGAAGGCACCCAAAGCAACAUCACUAGGUUUUUCGAGGGAAGCGUCGGCGCAGGAGCAUUCGCUCCGAGGGCAAGGGCCGGUGGAGAGGGGGGGCCCACCGGGAAGAAGAAGGGAAAAUCAGCUGCAGGGAAGAGACUGGGAGCUGCCCUGACACGACUUGCAGAAAGGGAGAGGCAAGCGCCAGAUGAGUCGCAGCCGGAUGAUCAGGAUGGUGCUGUCGAGACUGUAAGCGCUGUCUCUGAAGGUAUAACAAGCAAUACGAGGACGAAAAAACGAAAACAGGGCAAGGAUGCAGCCUCCGACGAUACUGCAGACGAGUAUGUCGGAAGUGACAUUGAUGAAGGGGUGGGCUCAAAUUCUAGUCAGCAGAGGAGAACUAGAAAAUCGAGAAAGGUCAAAUGAGUUAUUAGCUACACAUUAUAGAAGUAAUAAAAUCACGACAGUCGCAAUGACCCACGGAAUUUCUUUAAUGGAAUAAGCGUU
Messenger RNA from Aaosphaeria arxii CBS 175.79, 4005 nucleotides. Its product is annotated as PIN domain-like protein. The transcript has a single exon. NCBI's taxonomy places the organism in Eukaryota, Fungi, Ascomycota, Dothideomycetes, Pleosporales. The record is from RefSeq and is a predicted model, not a curated record. The coding region runs from base 58 to 3924 and encodes 1288 amino acids. Gene Ontology annotation, cellular component: nucleus. Gene Ontology annotation, biological process: nucleotide-excision repair. Gene Ontology annotation, molecular function: single-stranded DNA binding; DNA endonuclease activity.